UCCUACAGAAAACUCAAAGCUUAAGUUAGAGAGCACCGAAAAUGGUUUAAACCUGUCUUCUUCUCUCCUGACAAGAUCAGUUGUUAAUGAAUGAAGUUUCCCGUGAAUAGAUGAAUAAAUAAUUAACUAAUAUAUAAAUGGAGUGUUUGGUACGUGCGGGCCUUCAUGGAGACUGCGGCGGUGGGAGUUUCUAAGGAUAUGGCGUCGACGGUGUUUCCCGGGUUCAAGUUCUCGCCCACGGACGUGGAGCUGAUCUCGUAUUACCUAAAGCGGAAGAUGGACGGCUUGGAGAAGUCCGUUAAGGUUAUACCGGAAACCGAUAUCUACAGUUUCGAGCCUUGGGAUUUGCCCGAUAAGUCGAUUGUUAAAUCUGAUACCGAGUGGUUUUUCUUCUGUGCACGUGGCAAAAAGUAUCCACAUGGUUCACAGAACAGGAGAACAACCAAGAUGGGAUACUGGAAAGUCACUGGGAAAGAACGUGAUGUCAAGUCUUCUUCUCAAGUGAUUGGAACAAAGAGGACGCUUGUCUUCCAUAUUGGUCGUGCACCAAAAGGUCAAAGAACAGAGUGGCUUAUGCACGAGUACUGCAUGAAAGGAGGAGUAUAUAUGGUACACUAUUCUGAGGAUGAUGCUUUGGUUGUUUGCCGGCUUAGGAGGAACAGAGAGUUUCGUACUUGUACAAGUCAGAAGGCACCACUAGAGCCACAUUUAGCAGCCGAUAAGCACAUGAUCUUGCAAAAUGGUGCCGCCAGUUCAGGGAGCCCGGUUGAUUUUUACCUUGCAGGUGAAUCAGGGGACAACCAUCUCACUGAAACACCAGAAAAUCUACAGGUGGAAACUGAAGAGGAUUUCUAUGGGGAUAUCCUAAGGGACGAAAUCAUCAAUCUUGAUGAAGUGGUGAUGUCAGGGAAGACACCAAACGAAGUGCCAACACUUGAAUCAGUGUCAAUGGAGAUACGGAUACUUCCUUUACCAAACAUGAUAGACGGACAGAUGGCUUCAAUUUUAGAUGAAAGACCAUCACAGGAAAAGAAAGGGAAAGGGAUCAGUGGCACGGAACCACUGUCGAGCUGCUUCAUGGGUGUAUACUCGAUCAAAUGGGUCAACCGAGUAAGACGGGACGUUAUUAUAGCUGUAGUUGGUCUCAUUGUAAUGCUGUUUUAUCAAGAGUAACGCUGUGGAAGUAGAAAGAAGGACCAAUGGUGUUUUCUUGUUCGGUUUAUUGAACCAAACCGGUGUUAUGAA
Brassica napus (rape) is the source of this 1245-nucleotide messenger RNA. RefSeq names its product NAC domain-containing protein 89. Bases 166 to 1173 code for a protein of 335 amino acids. The record is from RefSeq and is a predicted model, not a curated record. Gene Ontology annotation, biological process: regulation of DNA-templated transcription. NCBI's taxonomy places the organism in Eukaryota, Viridiplantae, Streptophyta, Magnoliopsida, Brassicales, Brassicaceae. Gene Ontology annotation, molecular function: DNA binding. The transcript is spliced from 4 exons.